AUGACUCAGAGAAAUCCUUUUGGUUUAAGCGAUGAGCAAAUCAAAGAUGCAAAAGAAAAGUAUAUCCAUCAUCUAAAAGAAAAUGAUCCGCUAAUAAAGAACGAAAAAAGUGGUAUAAAAAAAUCGAAUAUGGCAGAUAAAAAAGUCGAAGAAGAUUUUAAAAACGAAUCUGAUGAUCUUAGAAAGUUUUUAGAAGAUAACAAAUACAUUACAAAGUCAGGACCACCAAAAUUAGAAAUUUCAAAUAGCCGUAUUGCUGAAAUGCGGGAAAUUGCUAAAUCAUUAAAAGACAAAACGACGUCAAUCAAUCUAAUUGUAGCAAAGAUUAGAUUAGACAACUGA
Trichomonas vaginalis G3 is the source of this 342-nucleotide messenger RNA. RefSeq lists its product as uncharacterized. The coding region runs from base 1 to 342 and encodes 113 amino acids. The transcript has a single exon. The record is from RefSeq and is a predicted model, not a curated record. Lineage: Eukaryota; Parabasalia; Trichomonadida; Trichomonadidae.